AUAAACCUGUAAAAAUUGUUAAAGGCAAUAUUUUUUUUUUAUAAGGUGUAAUAAAAAUUUCCUUUUUUUACAUUACAAUAUGUAAAUUUAGAAAAAGAAAAGAAGUAUUGAAAGAAAAAUAUGAGGGGUGUGGAAAAAUUAAUCGAUAAAGUCUGAAAUGCAGCAAUAGGAUGAACAUUAUUAUAAUGUGAGGUGUAAAACGAACUUUCUUCGUCUUUAAAGAUAUGUUCGUAAGUUCGAUAAAUACGUGUCUUUGCAUUGUGUGUGAAUGUGAUAGAUGUUCUUGAACACUUUGGAAAUCCUCCUCGUUGUCGUUUUAUUCCCGAACGAAUGGGCACCUUCAAAAAACGAUUAUCCACACGAAUGCGAUUUCAUGUUCUCUUUAUAUAUACUAAAACCUGACACUAACACCUUUCUACCAAAAUGCUUUUCUUAUUUCUUUUCCUGAUGUCCACCUGAAUGACGAGUACCAUAAAAAAUGUCUUAAAGGUGCUCGUUUUCACACAUUAGCUCUCUAAAUGAUUUUGCAGUUUCAAAAUAAGCAAAAAAAAAAAAAGAUUUCUUUUCAGUACAUGAGAUAAUUGUGUGUGAAGAACAAAAAUAAGAAAUCUAUAUACGGAAAUAAGAGACGGACGUGAAAAAAAAAUAUUUCAAAAACAGCAAGUUGUCGUAAACAAUGAAGUAAGAGAAAUUAUGCACAUCGGGAUAUAAAAUAUGUGAUGCAAUAGGAGGUUCAUUAGAAAAUUCAUUACCACGCUUAUCUUAUCGUCCCCGAAACUUUUUUUUGUUAAUAUGAAAUAGAGAUCAUUUUACUUAAUGUCUACAGUUUCUCAGUGAUCGUUUCCAAAGACGUUUGCCUUGCAUUGACCGAAACAGAAGUAGAGGAAAUAAAAUUGACCUGUCAAAAAAAAUGUUGCGAGGAAUUGAAAAUAUCUUAACGAAACACACAAAAUUACCAUAUUGGAUUGCUGCUAUUGAAGUCGGACUAUUAUCGUUGGGAAUUGGUUUGAUAAGUGGAUGGACAUCACCAUAUGUGGCACAAUUGAGCCAAGAAGGUUUACCAUUUUCGGCGAGUCUCGACGAAUGUUCAUGGAUAGUUUCUCUUUUAAGUUUGGGACGAAUUUUCGGUGCAAUUUUAGGUGCAAUUGGCGUCGCUACUUUAGGAAGUAAAAAAACUGCUUUUCUCGCUGGCAUUCCACAACUUAUCGGAUGGCUAUUAUUGACAGUUGCAAAAUCAGUUUCUUGGAUUUAUUUAUCACGAUUUUUAUCGGGAAUUUCUUUUGGAUUUUUUUUUGUAUGCUUUCCCCUUUAUGUUGGUGAGGUGUCAGAUCCAAAAAUUCGUGGUGCACUAGUUGCAUUUAUUAUGAAUUGUCAACCAAUAGGAACACUUAUUGGCAAUACAAUGGGCGCUUAUUUACCAAUGUGGCAAUCUGCUGUUAUUUCCAUGUUACCGACAUUAAUAUUUCUUGGGAGUUUUUUUUUACUACCAGAAUCACCUCACUAUUUAGCUAAAAAGGGAAAUUAUGAUGAGGCAAAAAAUUCCAUUAAAUGGUAUCACAGAAAAGUUGAUCCAAUUUUAGAAUUAGAGGAUAUUAAACAAUUUGUGAAUACAAAAAUUCCCCUCAGCUUUAAAUAUAUAAUUGAUGAAUUUAGUAAACCAAAAAAUAGAAAAGCAUUGAUAAUAGCCAAUUUAUUAUUUGCGUUUAUGCAAAUUAGUGGACUUUAUACUAUUACGUUCUACAUGGAAGUUAUUUUACGUGAGGCACAAGUUAACAUUAUGGAACCGAAAACAAUUGUAAUUAUGGUAAACUGCAUUGGAAUUGUUGCCGGAUGGUUUGGAAUGUACGCUAUUGAUAAAUGUGGAAGAAGAAUUUUAUUAGGUGUCUCGAGUGGUGGUAUUUGUUUAUCUUUAAUAAUACUUUCAGUUGAUUGUGCUCUAAUACAUUAUGGAUUUGAACCAAAAUCAAUUCAAUGGUUACCAAUUAUUUCUCUCUUUAUUUUUCAAUCAUUUAUUUGUAUUGGCAUUAUAUCAGUGCCAUGUACAAUUAUCAGUGAAAUAUUUUCACCCGAUAUUAAAGGAUAUGCUUCAUCAAUUACUAGUGUCACUUCAGGAAUAUUUUCAUUUAUCUCAAGUAAAACAUAUCAGGAUUUUUUGAAUGUUGUACCUGCGGAAUAUGUCUAUGGAUUUUAUGCUCUUACUAUGUUUUUGCAAGUGACUUAUUGUUUCUUCAUUCCCGAAACAAAAGGUAAAACACUACAAGAAGUUCAAGAACUAUUAGAGAAAAGAUGAAGAUAAUUAAUUUUGAAUUUUCGCGAAAAUAACAGAUUUUUGAAAGAUUUAAAAAACAAGUCUUUUAAUGAUAAUUAACUAAUUUUUUUUUAAUUUAAAAUUCUAUGGAUGUAAGUUUUAAAUUUAGACUAUAAUAUUAUGAAAACAACAAAAUUAAAAAAGUAAUCUUAGUCUAGAAUGUAAUUAAUUUAAAAAUUCAAAAAUUAGUAUUAAAAUUGACAAUUUUUUUUA
Molecule: messenger RNA, 2521 nt
Organism: Leptopilina boulardi
Lineage: Eukaryota; Metazoa; Arthropoda; Insecta; Hymenoptera; Figitidae
Product: facilitated trehalose transporter Tret1-like
Exons: 2
Coding region: 911-2290 (459 amino acids)
Biological process (GO): transmembrane transport
Cellular component (GO): membrane
Molecular function (GO): transmembrane transporter activity
Source: RefSeq, a predicted model, not a curated record